Molecule: messenger RNA, 1123 nt
Organism: Hyaloscypha bicolor E
Lineage: Eukaryota; Fungi; Ascomycota; Leotiomycetes; Helotiales; Hyaloscyphaceae
Exons: 2
Coding region: 140-1123 (327 amino acids)
Molecular function (GO): metal ion binding
Source: RefSeq, a predicted model, not a curated record
AUUCGGUCUUUGUCUCCUCUCUUCAACUUGCAUCAACAAUCUGUUUUGUAUUGAGGCCAAGUCUGCUCUCAAAAAUCCGAAUUUUCGUUACAGACACAGUAAGGACAAGAUCUAUCAUACUUUCAUACUAUCAAUCAAGAUGUCAGAACUUCCAGUUCGCAUUCAUCAAAAAGGCAAACCAUGGCCAAGAUAUUUCCUCGUCCGUACUACCGGCGAAGUGGUCCCGCUCGUUGCAGUGGACGAACUGCCUCCCAACAUUGAACUUGUCGGCGUUCCACGCUCUCUUGACUUGGAAGAAACAAUUGGCAUGCUCAACCUCGGACUCCAAAGAAGCAACGGUGGCUUCUACCAGAUUCUUCCGGAACACGACGGCAAGACUAAGACCAAUGAAGCAAUUGGUAAAGCCGACAAACGUUCUGACAUUUCAAGUCAACCCUCGCCUCCACCAAAAUCACCCCAAGGCUUCACCACUACAGCCAGCUCUCACUCUCCAAAGGCUACACCCACUGCUCCCUCUCGCCCAACGGCCAGCUUCACAUCCUCACAAGCAGCAACCCAACUCUGCCGUCACUGGUGCGCACACGGCAUCUGUAAAUGGGGCCAACAGUGUCGUUACCGCCAUAUUAUGCCCAUGACUGUCCACGGCCUGCAAGAGGUUGGCUUAUCCGACUGGCCAAUCUGGUUUAGAAAGGAGAAUCCGGGCUUCUUCGUCAGUGAUGCGAGAGGUGGGGGGGUACCCGGUCGCAUUGGGAGAUCUAGGCGGGUUCUUGGAGGUGGUGCGGGAGGAGUGGGUGCGUGUUGUGGUUCGUUGCGGCCUGUGAAUGGCGUAAUAAGUGAGAGGUUGAGGCGAGGUGGCAGAGUUACUGUCAGGGAGAGAGACAGCGGUAGGGUUUUGAAGAGCGAGGAGUUAGGAGAGCAGAUCAUUGCUCGGCUGAGGGGGAUGUCGAAGGAGGGGAAGGUGGUUGGCGAGAAAGCUGUGGUUGGUCACGGUGGAACUGCUAAAAUUGAGAGAGCUGCCGCAAGAGAUACGAAGAACUGGGAGGAUGAGAGUGAAGAGGAUGGCGAGACUGAUGGCGAAGAGGAGGCUAAGCCAGCGGUCCAUCGAAAGCUAGUGGAUGUUUAG